Oryza brachyantha (malo sina) is the source of this 3032-nucleotide messenger RNA. Its product is annotated as nuclear pore complex protein NUP93A-like. Gene Ontology annotation, biological process: protein import into nucleus; poly(A)+ mRNA export from nucleus. NCBI's taxonomy places the organism in Eukaryota, Viridiplantae, Streptophyta, Magnoliopsida, Poales, Poaceae. Gene Ontology annotation, molecular function: structural constituent of nuclear pore. The record is from RefSeq and is a predicted model, not a curated record. The coding region runs from base 102 to 2735 and encodes 877 amino acids. Gene Ontology annotation, cellular component: nuclear pore. The transcript has 15 exons.
GCAAGGCCGAGCGCCGCGCCGGAAUCCGCUCCGCUCCACUCCGCUCCGCCGCACCACGCCCUACGGGUCCAAACCGACGAAACCCUCCUUCUCCGGCGGCGAUGGCCGGCGUCGGCGCCAGCUCCAGCGGCAGCGGCGGCGGCGGCGGCGGCGGCGGCGACGUGGAGAUGGGCGGGUGGUCGGAGCUCCUCCACUCCUCCUCCAAGCUCCUCGAACAGGCCGCCCCCACCCCGCACUUUCCUCCCCUCCAGAGGAACCUGGACCAGCUGGAGGUGCUCUCCACCAAGCUCAAGGCCAAGACGGUGCGCGCCGAGGCGCCCGUGCAGUCGCUCUCCGCCACAAGGUUGCUGGCUCGCGAGGGGAUAAAUGCGGAGCAGCUCGCCCGGGACCUCAAAUCCUUCGAACUCAAGACCACAUUUGAGGAUGUUUUUCCAUCCGAAGCAACUACUGUCGAGGAGUAUCUGCAGCAGCUUCAUGAAAUGGCAAUUGUCUCGUCCAUCCAAGAAGCACAAAAGGACAACUUAAGGAGUUUUAACAAUUAUAUGAUGCAAGUUCUCGAGGACGAUUGGCAGAAGGAGAAGAGAGACUUCUUGCAGAGUCUAAGCCGACUCUCUACAUUGCCAAAAAGAAACACAAAUCUCAUGGCCACUGGGCUUUCCCGUCCCUCUUUGAUGCCAUCCUCAGCUUCCAGUCCGCAAGCUUCGUCUGGUCUGCCAUCUAAGGAAGUCAUGCCCAUACCUAACAAGACCAUAAUCGAAAAUAAAUCUUCAGUUUAUGCUGCAGUUGUGAGAGAUCUUAAUGAUGCUAGAGGGCGCAGCCUACCUUUUGGUCCUGCAACAGCUUUCAGGACUGCUUAUGAGUCUUUGUCCGUUGAUGCUAUUGGGACAAAAUCUGUGACCAUGCAUAAAGUGUGGCAUUUAAUUCAGGCAUUAGUUGGUGAAGGGUCAACUCAUCGAAACAUUUCAACAAAAAUGUCACUAGUGAUUGGUGGUAGACGACACCUUGAAUGGGGUCAUGAAAAAUACAUACUUGAGACCAUCAAUAGCCAUCCAGCUCUAGCUGCUCUUGGUGGAUCUGUCGGCAAUCUUCAGAAGAUUCGGGCAUUCCUUCGGGUACGAUUACGGGAUCAUGGUGUGCUGGACUUCGAUGCAACCGAUCUGCGGAGACAGCCACCUGUGGACACAACAUGGCAGCAGAUUUAUUUCUGCUUGAGAACUGGAUAUUAUGAUGAAGCAAGACAAGUUGCCCAAUCAUCUCGUGCUGCAUUCAACUUUGCUCCACUGCUUGUAGAAUGGAUUGCUACCAAUGGUGCUGUAUCCCCAGAGACUGCUCUGACAGCCUCUGAAGAGUGUGAGAAAAUGCUCAGAAUGGGGGAUCGACCUGGGCGCCCUGGUUAUGAUAGGAAGAAGUUGCUCCUAUAUGCUAUGAUCUGUGGCUGUCGACGUCAAAUUGACAGAUUGCUUAAAGAUCUGCCAACACUUUUCAAUACUAUAGAGGAUUUCUUGUGGUUCAAGUUGUCAGCUCUGCGGGAGUACACCGGUGCAUCUUCUUCUAAUGUUUUGAAUGAAGGCUUGGUUCCUUAUACUCUGGAGGACCUACAAAGUUACUUAAACAAGUUCGAACCAUCAUAUUAUACAAAGAAUGGAAAAGACCCCUUGGUCUAUCCUUAUGUUCUGUUGUUAAGCAUUCAAUUGCUUCCAGCAAUUCUUUAUUUAUCUAAAGAAGUUGGAGAGGAAGGGUACCAUGUUGAUGCUGUGCAUAUUUCAAUAGCUUUAUCUGAUCACGGUGUUCUCCCAGAUGGUGUUGGGUCAGGCCAGAAGAUGGGUAUCAUGGAUGCUUGUGCAGAAGCUGCAAGCAUAAUACGUCAGUAUGGUUCUAUUUACCUGCGUAAUGGCAACCUUGAUUUGGCCUUGGAGUAUUAUGCACAGGCUGCUGCUGCAAUGGGUGGAGGAGAGGUAUCAUGGAUAGGUCAAGGGAAUGCUGAUCAGCAGCGGCAGCGAAAUCUAAUGUUGAAGCAACUGCUGACAGAGAUAUUACUAAGGGAUGGUGGCAUUCAACUUUUGCUUGGUCCAAGUGGAAUGGGGGAAGAAGGAGAACUAAAGAAGUAUAUGAUGGAUUGGAGAAGCAGGCAGCAAUUCUUACUUGAAGCUGCCCAUCAGUGUCACGAGGCAGGCCUCUAUGACAAAUCAGUGGAAAUACAUAAAAGAGUCGGAGCUUUUGCGAUGGCACUUCAGACAAUAAAUAAGUGCCUGUCAGAUGCUAUAUGUGCCAUGGCACGUAGUAUGUUAGAUGGUGAAAGUCGUGCAGCUGCUCUAAUUCAUUCUGGUAACGAAAUUUUGGAGACUGCCAGAUAUUCGGAAGCCAGUGUUCAAGACAAAGACCUCAUAUCUGAGCAACAAACUUUACUGAGACAGCUUGAAGCUAUUCUCCAUAUUUAUAGGCUUGCUCGAGCUGGACAGACCGUAGAUGCUUUGAGGGAAACCAUCAAACUCCCAUUUCUUCAUUUGGAUCCUCAGGCUCCAAAUGUGACGGUUGAUGUAUUCAGAAACUUGUCACCCCAUGUUCAAGUUUGUGUGCCAGAUCUGUUGAAGAUUGCUCUAAACUGUAUGGAUAAUGUUAGAGAUACUGAUGGGACCUUACGUGCUGUCAAGUCAAAGAUCGCAAACCUUGUGGCAAGCAACAUGAGUAGGAAUUGGCCACAGGAUUUGUAUCAGAAGGUGGCGCAGUGCAUAUGAUAUGAUGGGGUCGGUGUUUGAUCUUGCCGAAAUGUUUUCUACUUGUGCUGGUGAUGUGCUGGUCCGAACUGGAAUGCUUCAGACUUUGGCAGAUGCAAAUGUUUUCCCAUACAAUUAUGUCGGCCAGAAGAGCUUUAUAUAUGCCAUGUCUGUCGGCUCAUCUGAUGUGUAAUGCUUGUGAAAUGUUCAACUUAAAAAUGCCCCACCAGCAAUUUGUAUUAAUCCAUGGUUGUAGAGCAGCAUUUUGAAUACCCAAUGUUGCUUAGUUCGAGAGGCUAUGGCGGCUCUAUUAUGUAC